AUGUCGUCUUACGAUGACGAGCACGAUCCUCAGGCGGACGAACUCCGAGAAACCGCCCUGGUCACCCUGGAGACGUUGAUUAGCUCUUGCAACUCUCAGAUGCAGCCAUACAUGUCCAAUACCAUUAACUCAGCCCUUCGAUUUCUCAAAUACGAUCCCAACGUUGCCGAAGCCGAAGACGAUGAAGAAAUGGGCGGCACUCAGGAUGAUGGCUCUGAAGAUGACGUAACGGAGGAGCCCGAUCUGGACGACGACGACGAGUUCGAGGAUUUCGAGGAAGAAGGAGGCUACAGUGAUAUUGAUGAUAUGAGCUGGAAGGUCCGCCGUUGUGCAGCAAAAUUGCUCUAUUCCGUCAUUUCGAGUUACACCCGCGGCCGUACUGCAGACGAUGCAUCCUUGUUUCAGCAAAUCUCCCCCGCUCUUAUCGCCCGGUUCAACAAAGAAAGGGAAGAAAGUGUCAAGCUCGAAGUCGUGUCGACCAUGACUGCACUCGUUCGGAAAACAGGUGAAGGCGCCAUGUUAAUCACGUCCAACGGGUUCCUUGAGUCAGUUGGGGGUUCGAAGAAUUCGCGGAAGAGGAGACGCCAGGAUAGUGAUGCUAGUAUGAUCGACUUCGAGCCCAGCAUUGGCACCUCCUCUGCUGUCAGCACCCCCGUUGUUGCUCCUUCCUCGCCCAAAUCUGGUCCACAGGCGGAGCUGGCUCGCUCAGUGCCGAUCAUCGUGCAGAGUGUGGUCAAGAUGUGGAAGCAAGCUUCUGUACCUCUGAAGCAGGCUAUUAUCGUGCUGCUCAAGAGCCUUGCACUCGUUCGCUACGGUGGUCUUGCGGAUCAUCUCCAACAGCUUGAAGACCCCAUAGCGGAUGUCUUGAAGUCCUCUUCUCUCUCAGGCGGUUCAUCUGCACCCGUCGGGUCUUCGGCGAGUGCAGGCACCCUCCAGACCGAAACCCUGGGACUCAUUGCCGCGAUUGCUGAAACGCAUACAUCUGAUGCACUGUUGCCCUUCCUUAUCGCGUUGAUUCCCGGCGUCAUUGGGGCUGUCAAUGACAGAAACUACAAGGUCAGCAGCGAAGCGUUGGGAGCCGUCGAACAAAUCGUGAAGGCGCUUACGCCGCCGCGGGUCCCCAACGCCUCUCAGGACCUUGCAUCGCACUUAGGGAGACUGUAUGAUGUCGUGCAUACCCGCAUCACUGAUACGAGUGCCGAUCUCGAAGUUCGCCAGAGAGCUAUCCACGUGUUCGGCGUGCUGUUGGCUCGGACAGCUGGGGAGAAAGGUUCUACUUUCCUUCCGCUCGAUCAACGCUCCAAAGGGCUUUCUGUCUUGGUGGAGCGACUGAAGAACGAGACCACGCGGCUCGCAGCUGUCCGCGCCGUUGACGAUGUAGCCGUCCUUUGCACUCGUGAGAUGGAUGUCGCACCAACCUGGGUUAGUGAAGUCACUGCAGAGCUCGGCGCACAGCUGCGCAAGUCAGACCGGGUCCUUCGAGGUGCCAGCUUGGAGGCUCUUCGCAGCCUGGCUAUGAAUCCCAACACCAGAACUCAUUACGAUGAUAAGACUAUGAAAGAGCUUGAAGAUAGUCUUCUACCGCUCAUCAGCGCAGAAGAUUUCCAUUUCCUCGCACCGUCACUCAUCAUCCUCGCCAAGCUGGUUCCAGGCAAUGCUCAGCUUCUUGUAAACGAGAGCUUGAUCUCUGCGCUGUGUUCUGUUGUUCUCUCGUCACUCGUUGGAACGGUACUGAAAGCCCUGCUCCUAUUAGUCAAGGUCAUUGGAGAAGAGGGAGCUGGUGCAGCAUUGAUGAAGAAGCUUCUUCAGGAUGUUGGCAUCAGCGGCGACACGUCAGUUGUCGGUAGAGCGAUUGGAACUCUCUUGGUACACGGUGGUCCUAAGCUGGGUGUCAAGAUGGAAGAUUUCAUGACGGAGCUGGAGACUGCGCAGGAUGCUCAACGUAAAUGCCUUGCGCUCGCGAUCUUGGGAGAGAUCGGCCUACGAAUGGGCUCCAGCUGUUCGCUGACACCUGAGCUCUUCAUCACUCAUUUCAACUCCAAGUCCGACAAGGUCCGACUGGCUGCAGCCACAGCCCUGGGUAACGCAGCAGCAGGUAACGUCAAAUCUUACUUGCCUAUCAUCCUGGGAGGUCUUGAGAAGGGCAACCCGCAGAGUUACCUGCUCCUCCACUCCGUGAGGGAAUUGCUCCAGCACCCCGAGAUCGUUCGGCCGGAUGUAGCUCCCUCGGCUGUCAAGCUCUGGCAAGCACUUCUGGUCGUGUCAGAGGAAGAAGACAAUCGAGCCGUUGGUGCCGAAUGUGUAGGCCGGCUCGCCCUGAUCGAUCCGGUCGCUUACAUUCCUCAUUUCCAGGAUUAUCUCUCCAGCAGUGACCCGAGUAUCCGCAGCGUCGUCAUUUCCGCAUUCCGCUACACCCUCUCAGAUCCCAGAGACACGUACAACGAUGUGCUGAGGCCCGUGAUCGUACCCCUGCUGGUCAACAUGCUGAGCGACCGCGACCUUGGCAAUCACCGUCUUGCCCUGACGACCUUGAACUCAGCCAUCCACAACAAGAUGGAAAUCCUUCUCCCUCACCUCAACGAACUCCUCCCGGCCGUUUUCGGCGACACCAAGGUGAAGCCAGAACUCAUCCGCGAAGUGCAAAUGGGACCAUUCAAGCACCGCGUCGACGACGGUCUCGAGCUACGCAAGAGCGCCUACGAAACCCUCUACGCCUCCCUCGACUCGGCAUUCUCCCUCAGCCACAUGAGCGAAUUCUUCGACCGCAUCCUCUCCGGCAUCGACGACGAACAAGACAUCCGCACAAUCUGCAACCUAAUGACCUCCAAGCUGAUCCAUCUCGCCCCCGAAGAGACGCAGCGCCAUCUCGACGCGCUCUCAGAACGCUACAACGCCAUCCUCUCCUUCAAACCGAAGGAAAACGCCGUGAAGCAAGAACUCGAGAAAGCGCAGGAGGCAUCAUUGGGCGUGCUGAAGAUCAGUCGCGAACUGAGCAAGGCGUUCCCGAAUGCCGAGGUGGCGGGUGAUCAUCACAAAUGGAAGGCUUAUAUGGAGCUGAUUCGGAAGACGUAUGGUGCGCAGCUUAAGACUUUGGAGGCGGAGGCUUAG
Messenger RNA from Aspergillus neoniger CBS 115656, 3108 nucleotides. RefSeq names its product TIP120 domain-containing protein. Bases 1 to 3108 code for a protein of 1035 amino acids. The transcript is spliced from 3 exons. The record is from RefSeq and is a predicted model, not a curated record. Gene Ontology annotation, biological process: SCF complex assembly; protein ubiquitination. NCBI's taxonomy places the organism in Eukaryota, Fungi, Ascomycota, Eurotiomycetes, Eurotiales, Aspergillaceae. Gene Ontology annotation, cellular component: nucleus.